GCCAGCAGCAGCUGACCCGAGUGGGGAAAACCUGCGUCUGCACCAGCUCCGCCCCUGCUGCCGCCUUCCGCCCAGCUGCGCGCCCCGGCGGGGCUUAUGGAGGCCGGCGGCGUCUGGACGCGCAGCGCUGGAGAGGGCGGCCCGGAGCUGCAGCGGGGCAGCUGGACCAGGCGGCUACUUUUCAGGCAGCAUGCUGGCUGAUUCACAGAGGAUACCGCUCUGCUAGAGCAGCCAGCUAAUGGACUUUAAAGCAAAGUGGUGGAGGUCUAGGCAUUGGAUGUAGAGGAUCUGGCUUUGCCUCCUGUUGAUGAGAUAAGGAUGAUGCUCUCCGUCAUUUUCCAGGUGACCUGCAGCCUGACUGCCUGGCUCUCCCUUUAUGCCUGUUUCUGCUAUUGGAAUAAGCACCGUACUUACGAGUGGAGUUGCCGGCUGGUCACUCUGAUGCAUGGGGUCAUUGUCACCUGCCUCUCUGGCUACGUUGCUCUUAUCGAUGGCCCCUGGCCUCUAACUCACCCAGGGACGCCAAACACGCCUCUCCAGGUCCGCGUGCUGUGCCUUACCUUGGGUUACUUUAUCUUUGACCUCAGCUGGUGCAUGUACUUCAAGACAGAAGGAGAUCUCAUGCUGUCUCAUCACACAUUGAGUAUUUGUGGCAUGGUGCUCGUGCUGGGGCUCGGCAAGUCAGCCACCGAAAUCAAUGCCAUUGUCUUCGUCAGCGAGAUCACCAACCCGCUGCUGCAGGCCCGCUGGUUCCUGCGGGAAACUGGGUGCUACCACAGCUUCGUCGGGGAAGUGGUGGAUUUCUCCUUUGUGGCUCUCUUUAUGGUGCUGCGGAUUGGGGUGGGAGGCCAGAUCAUGUAUUCCGUGAUCGUCUCAUCCAGGCCCAUAUGGCUAAUCAAGGCUGGAGGCCUGGCUAUGUACAUCGUGUCCCUGGGGUUCAUGAUCGCAAUCUGCAGCUUCGCUAGGAGAAAAGUGUUGAAAAAGUACCAUGCCUGGAGGAGUGCGAGUAGUGGGGACGUGCCCCUGAAAACCAAUGGGCAUCUGACAUCUCAUUAGCCUUGUGCUGAAUGGACUAAUGUGUCUAACCUGGCACUAAGGGGCUGGAAAUCCUGGCCUGGACAGUUGAGUCCUGUGAGAGAGAGAACCGUUCAACACUGGCAAUAAUGUGAAAUGGACCAUUUAACACUGGUUAUCAUGAGCUAGGCCUGGAUGAGCCGGAAUGAGAUGGUUCUGUGGGUGUCUAGCAAAUGCUGAUGGGGAAGGGAAUCCUACAGAAGGGUGUGAAGGUACUAACUUCUCCAGCACUGUUACGGACUCAAAAGGGAGGCUAGCUACCACUCGAGCUGUUCAGUCUGCUCCAGGCAAACUGCACAGUCCAGGCACACUCUGUAACUCCAACUUACUUCUCGGAGAUAGUAGGUCUGUGGGGAGUCUGAUCUUCCCAGCUCUGUUGGCUGUGUGAAGUCGCUUGCUCUCUGCCUCGCUUUUCCAAGCUGCAUAAUAACAUAAUGCACACUUGGACGAGAGGCACCACACAAAUGCCAAGUAUUUAUUGUGGUUAAGCUUGGUAUCUUUAGAAGAAAAGUUGUUUUUCGAAGGGAUGGGACUGUAGUUGGGCUAAUAACUGAGGCAAUGUCUUUGCCUGGUUGUUUCUAAUGAAAUGCCUCUUUCUCCCUUAGUCCUGCCUCUGCUAUUGCUAUUUAUACUCUCACACAACCCAGUUCUGGUCUUAUUUGUGGCACUGUAACUUCAGUGGAGUUACUCUGGUGUCUCACUAGCAAAAGUGGGAUCAGAAUUGGGCCCAUCUGCUUAGCACACUUCUUUUUAGAGAGGUCUUCCCAUGGAGUGGUUCUUGUUGGCAUUCUUGGCAAUGCAAGACAAUGGACUGAAGGGGCUAUGGAGACCGAAGCCCACCCCUCACCCUGCUGCUAAAGGGAUCCUUCCAGGGGAAGGAUAAUAGAGGAGAAUCUUGUCCCGAUUCCAUACCUGCUCUGCAUAUGAACCAUCUCCAGAGGUGUGAAGCCAGACGCUUUUGUUAGUGCUAAAGUCACAUGAAAACCAGACACUGUUUUGCAGACGUGACCGUUCAAUGUCUGUGCGCAGGUGUGUAGGCUUCAAUGCAGUGCCCCUUCCCGGGCCUUGUUGCCCUGGAUCUGACGCAAUGGGUACCAGUUCUCAGGGGCACGUGUGUUUUCAUCUCCCUGCACUUGCAUUUGAUAUCCCUCUGGCUUUACUGUGUCGAUUGCAUUGUGCUGGAGACAGCCGCUCACGUUUCAGCUCUGCUGUAAAACCUCUCCUGUUACAGCUGAGGAACGAAUGGCCAUGGGUUGGCCUCAGGCUACCUAGGUUGAAUUCCCCACCCCUUCUGAAAGUUCAUCACGCUGGGAAGGGUGAGCCUUCCCCCUGCUCUAUCAAAUCCAUGGUGUCACUGCUACUGUGGGAGUUUGAAGACGGGAUGAAUGACUAUAGUGGGGAAUACGGCUCCCGUGGUGAUCAAGGGUCUUCUAUUCCCCACCCCCUUAUUCGGAACCUAUUGUUGCUGCCCGGCUUUGCACUGUUAUCUGCCUUGGGGUUGAGGGUGGGGGAAGUGGUGCACUCAGGUGAAUGAGGAAUGCAACAGUGUGUGAGAGGUGGGGUAGUGAAGGGGAGUAAGUGGGGGGAGAGAAUCUCAUGUGGGGACAGGAAAGGAAGCUGCAGUUGCAAGGAGCAAGUCGAAAAAUGAAGGGGAAUUGGAAGAAAAAGAGAGACGAUGCAGCCUCAAAGGUGGUUAAAUUUAUUCUGAAUGCGUUAUGGCUGGCAAUACAAAUGGAGUCUUUAUGGAAAUACACAUGCAAAUCAGCUGGAGCCCUUGGCUAUGCUAAGGUUGUGUGACGGGACUAGCAUGAGGCAUGAACUCCUUGCCCAAGUUUGAUUAUUAAUGCUCCAAGCUGAUAAGAUUUCUAAUAAAGUGACAGUCUUUUGUAACGUA
Messenger RNA from Caretta caretta (loggerhead turtle), 2968 nucleotides. RefSeq names its product TLC domain-containing protein 5. Gene Ontology annotation, cellular component: membrane. The record is from RefSeq and is a predicted model, not a curated record. Lineage: Eukaryota; Metazoa; Chordata; Testudines; Cheloniidae.